Grammomys surdaster is the source of this 4178-nucleotide messenger RNA. RefSeq names its product heparan sulfate 6-O-sulfotransferase 2 (gene Hs6st2). NCBI's taxonomy places the organism in Eukaryota, Metazoa, Chordata, Mammalia, Rodentia, Muridae. The transcript has 3 exons. The record is from RefSeq and is a predicted model, not a curated record. Gene Ontology annotation, cellular component: membrane. Gene Ontology annotation, molecular function: heparan sulfate 6-sulfotransferase activity. The coding region runs from base 1 to 1902 and encodes 633 amino acids.
AUGGCACUGCCUGCGUUUGCAGCCCGGGCGCUCGGGCCGCCACUGCAACCGGAGCAAGGAGCGCCCGCCCGCACCACCUGUCCCCGCCGGCAUUCCAGAGUAGAGGCCGAAUUGGCAGCAAGCCGACCCGGGUCUGUCGCCGCCUCAGUCCGCGCCGGCCCUCCUAGGGGUGUGUCUCUCGGAUUCAACUCGCCGCCGCUCCAGGACGAGCCCCCAAAGGCAUUUUCUUCCUUGGCGGGAGCCUUGCGCGCCCCGCUCUUCCCGCUGCUGCCUCGAGGCCGCCGCAGGCGGAUGCACGACCUCAGGCGACGCUGGGACCUGGGCUCCCUCUGCCGGGCCCUGCUCACUCGGGGCCUGGCAGCAGUGGGCCACUCGCUCAAGCACGUGCUCAGUGCGAUCUUCUCCAAGAUUUUCGGUCCCUUGGCCAGCGUCGGGAACAUGGAUGAGAAAUCUAACAAGCUGCUGCUGGCUUUGGUGAUGCUCUUCCUAUUUGCCGUGAUCGUCCUCCAAUAUGUGUGCCCCGGCACAGAAUGCCAGCUCCUCCGUCUGCAGGCGUUCAGCUCCCCGGUGCCGGAUCCGUACCGCUCUGAGGAUGAGAGUUCCGCCAGGUUUGUACCCCGCUACAAUUUCAGCCGCAGCGAUCUCCUGCGCAAGGUAGACUUCGACAUCAACGGCGAUGACCUGAUCGUGUUCCUGCACAUCCAGAAGACUGGGGGCACCACUUUUGGCCGUCACCUGGUGCGCAACAUCCAGCUGGAGCAGCCAUGUGAGUGCCGCGUGGGGCAGAAGAAAUGCACUUGCCACCGGCCGGGUAAGAGGGAGACCUGGCUCUUCUCCAGGUUCUCCACUGGCUGGAGCUGCGGGCUGCACGCCGACUGGACCGAGCUCACCAGCUGCGUGCCCGCAGUGGUGGAUGGCAAGCGCGACGCCAGGCUGAGACCUUCCAGGAACUUCCAUUAUAUCACCAUCCUCCGGGACCCAGUGUCACGGUACCUGAGUGAAUGGAGACAUGUCCAGAGAGGAGCAACAUGGAAAGCAUCCCUGCAUGUCUGUGAUGGAAGGCCCCCAACAUCUGAAGAACUGCCCAGCUGCUACACCGGUGAUGACUGGUCUGGAUGCCCUCUCAAAGAGUUCAUGGACUGUCCCUAUAACCUGGCCAACAACCGCCAAGUUCGCAUGCUAUCUGACCUGACUCUAGUGGGAUGCUACAACCUCUCUGUCAUGCCUGAAAAGCAAAGAAACAAAGUCCUUCUGGAAAGUGCCAAAUCCAAUCUGAAGCACAUGGCGUUCUUUGGCCUCACUGAGUUUCAGCGCAAGACCCAGUACCUGUUUGAGAAGACCUUCAACAUGAACUUUAUUUCGCCGUUUACCCAGUAUAAUACCACUAGGGCCUCUAGUGUUGAGAUUAAUGAGGAAAUCCAAAAGCGUAUUGAGGGACUGAAUUUUCUGGAUAUGGAGUUAUACAGCUAUGCUAAAGACCUCUUUCUGCAAAGGUAUCAGUUCAUGAGGCAGAAAGAGCAUCAGGAUGCCAGGCGGAAGCGUCAGGAGCAACGCAAAUUUCUGAAGGGAAGGUUCCUUCAGACCCAUUUCCAGAGUCAGAGUCAGAGUCAGAGUCAGAGUCAGAGUCAGAGUCAGAGUCAGAGUCAGAGUCAGAGUCAGAGUCAGAGUCAGAGUCAGGGUCAGAGCCAGAGUCCAGGUCAGAAUCUGAGUCAGAAUCCCAAUCCCAACCCAAAUCAGAACCUGACUCAGAAUCUGAGUCAGAAUCUAACUCAGAGUUCAAAUCCCAAUUUGACCCAGAGGGAGAACCGGGCAAGUCAGAAGCAGGGCUCAGGCCAGGAGCAGAGUGAUAGCACCAGCAAUGGCACCAAUGACUACAUAGGGAGCGUAGAGACAUGGCGCUAACUGGCUCUCAAAGGCUUGUGCACACUGCUUCCCAAAGCAUCACCAAAAAGAUGGCGUGUAUCUUACAAGAUGAAAAUGUCCAAACACAUCCUGCUUCCUUCAUUUUGGAAGUUCAAAAAAAAAAAAAAAAGAAAAGUGUAGACGUUGCCUUUACAGUUGCCUUUUGAUUCAGUGUUAUACUGUGUGUGGGUAAAACAAAUCUCAGUGUGUAAUCGAAUUGUCUGUUUUGGGAUGAACUGCUUCUGAAAUCCAAGAGCCAAACCAGACUCACCAGAAAUUGCAGUUUAGAUAUUUUAAGAAGUUCUUAAAUUAGGUAUGGGAGACACAAAGAAAACAUGAAAUGUGGCCGUUUAAACUUAUGGCUAAGAAACAGACUUUAAAUGAUUCCGGAUACUCUGUUAAAACCCAAUCUUGAAAGCACCCUCCUCCCGGCAGGGAAGCAUAAGUAAAAACAUGAACAGAGCUAAAAGACACUCAAAACCGUUCAUUUCCUUGUUUUAACAAGGAGCCUAUUUAAACAGAAAAACAACUGAUGAUAAAUUUUGCCAAAUUGUAGAAAGUAAACAAUUUCUCACUUAAAUGUAGGUGGGUUUAUGUAAAAAUAAUGGCUUUUCAAAUAGAUCGGGAUUCAUGUCUUGUAAUUUAACAGAUGUUUAAAAUUUAGAAUUUUUCUACCUUCUGCUGAUUAAAAGGUUUGAAACAGGGUAUAUCUCAUAUUAACAAAGCCUUUUUUUCCAAAUGGAAUAGCAAUGGAAAGAUCCAGUUUCCAGAUGGUUUCUGGGCACUGUAAUUUCAACAGUUUCAAUCUUUUUGGCGCUGCUUCUCAUUCACUUUAAGGCUUCUCCGAGUUGUGCUCAUUCCAAAUGAAUCCAUGUAUAGAAAUUUUCUUCAUCAUCUAAACAGCGUGUUGCUAAAUCUCUUGUGGUAUUUAAUCCUGGACUAAAGUCAGGACUUUCUAUAGAAUUGUCUUAUCAAUGUCUGUGUAGUAAGGUCCUUUAAGAAGAACUCCCAAACAGGAUAAUGUGUCUCUUAAUAUUGCUGAAGUUAUUCUUCUUCAUCAGAUUGAACUGAACCUGAAUGUAAACCGUUUUAUUUUGUUUAUUGUAAUGUUUCCAGUUUGGGUGGCUAUUUCUAGCCCAUGAUUCUUUUCCUGUAGUGACAGAUUUGUACACAAUAAUAAGAACAAAAAUUUUCUCAAAGACAAUGGUAGACUAAUCAUUGCGAUAGCCAGAGGUACUCAGUAACACCAAAAGCUGCCUCUUGAUAAUUGAGGUUAACACUUCUACCAGGUUUUUGUUUGUGAAAGAUCAAAACUGAAGAAUGCUCUGCAGCAAAGCUAAGUGUCAGGGACAUACAAGUUGAGAAGACGAGUUUUGUAGUUUCCAUCUGUGAAUAGUAUUUUAAUGGUUUCAAUUACAAAUUGAAGAAAGGAAGAAUUACAUACACAGUGUGUUGUAUCAUACUGCUUGGACGUUUACACCUCAUGGUUGUUGCUACACUUCUGUAAGAACUUACAUUAAUUCCUUGGCUUUCGAUCAAACAAGGUGGCUAGAAAUGGUAUUCAUGUUUUCAAGAUGGACAUGCUUAGAAGUAUGAUCAUAAAGUCACAUCUGUCAUAGUCUGCCCAAGUGCAUGACCUGGUUUCAUCUGUAAUAAUAUGGCCACAAGGUAGACAAGAAGUUGAAUAUCUGUCUCUAAAGGAAUUUUCUUGACUCCGAGCUUUGUGACAAUAUUUACAGCUUUUGUUUUGUGGUAUUGCAGUGUUGAGAAUGAUGAUACCUAAUAAAAAAAACAAAACAGAAAAAAAAACAAAAAAAACAAGGAAAAAAGAAAAACAAAAAAAACUGGAAGGAAUUUUUAAAAGCACAUCUUGAAGUCAAAGUAUUUUAGAAUGAACUUAUUUGGUGUACAUUGUGUUCUUGAAAUAUUCUGUAGAUCACUAUGGUAUUUCAGUAAUUUUAGUUUUAAUUGAGAAUGAUUGCUCUUAAAAACUGACAGUGUUGAAAAGCAGGACGAAGUCUGAGCCAGUGGAAAAGCUCAUUACAGAAAAAACAAGUGUUCUUGCUGUGGUGUGCAUGGUUUGCAGAGAUUAAGUGCAUUUUCUCUGUCUCUACUGAUUACUGUAUAUAGAGAAUGUUAUAAAUAUACAUUUUUGUCAUCAUCAUGUAAAUCCCACAAUUUCAUACUGUAAACAUCUGUUCAGUGGUGUAGCUUUACAAACCGUUCACUGAUUUUGUGUAAUUUAACAAUAGAUGUGAAAUAAAGUUUCAAUUGCA